AUGAAAUCAAACAAUCUACCAGUUGACCAGAAACAGAGGAAAUUAACUCAGUUAGCAUCAACACACAACCAAUAUCAACCAUUUUCUUCUUAUUAUCUAUGGUAUCUAAUAGACAGAUUUCAUUUUAUCAUCGAUGAUAUUCAAUCAAUUUUAACAUUUACUAAAAACACUUGUUUUAAUGAAUUUGCGAAUGAAUUUAUGAACGAAAGACAAAAGGCUGAAUUAGAAGGAAAUAAAGGAAAAAGUUUAUUUUGCAAGAUUUCACUUAAUGGAUCAUAUGGUUACGAUGCAAUGAAUACACAAAAUUACACAAAGACUAAAAUAAUGAAUGCACAUAAGUCACGCGUUGCAUGUAUGUCAAAUAAGUUUAAAAACAUAAGAGAAAUAGGAGAGGAUACGUAUCAAGUGAUGCUCAAAGAUAGAUUUUAUAGAUGUGAUACAUGUUUACAAGAGGCAUUCUUCACUUUAGAUAAUGCUAAAUACUGGUAUUUGGUUUUCAUUUAUGAUUUUAUGUAUAAAUGCAUGGAUGUUAAUCGUUUUCAUUUCAUUGAAGGUGAUACUGAUUCAUCUUAUUGGGCAAUCGCUGGCGACCCAAAUCUUCCUAACACUCAAGCAUUUCAAGCAAUUGUAACCGAUAAACAAUUUUAUGAUAAAAACAUUUUCAAAUUCGCACCUUUUGAUUUCUUCUGUUUUGAUGAGAAAUUUAAACCUAAAUUAAAGAAUAAAGCUGAAGAAAAAGCACAUGAGAAGAAGUUAUUGGGUUUAGCAAUUGAGAAACAAGGUGAUAACAUGGUUGCUUUAUGUCCUAAGUGUUAUACAUCAUUCAACGGUUCAAUUGAUGGGGGUGAUUUUAAAAAGAUUGCACAAAAAAUGAAAGGUGUUAGUUUACGACAAAAUAAGCAAUUAACACCUAAAAAAUAUUUGGAUAUAAUAAAUGAUAAAGUGAUAUUUGAUGGUCAGAAUAUUAAUUUACAACUUAAAAACGGGUCAAUGACUCGCUUAACAAUUGGUAAGACUGCAUUAACAGGAGCACACACUAAGGCUGUAUGUUGUGAAAAUGGAUGUUGUAUGCCAUUUAUUUAA
Messenger RNA from Trichomonas vaginalis G3, 1083 nucleotides. Its product is annotated as DNA/RNA polymerases family. The record is from RefSeq and is a predicted model, not a curated record. Lineage: Eukaryota; Parabasalia; Trichomonadida; Trichomonadidae. Bases 1 to 1083 code for a protein of 360 amino acids. Gene Ontology annotation, biological process: DNA replication. The transcript has a single exon. Gene Ontology annotation, molecular function: DNA binding; nucleotide binding; DNA-directed DNA polymerase activity.